Messenger RNA from Staurois parvus, 332 nucleotides. The record is from the annotation of a GenBank genome assembly. NCBI's taxonomy places the organism in Eukaryota, Metazoa, Chordata, Amphibia, Anura, Ranidae.
UACAGGAGAUGACCAGAGACUGCGGACAUAGUACAGGAGAUGACCAGAAACUGCGGACAUAGUACAGGAGAUGACUAGAGACUGUGGACACAGUACAGGAGAUGACCAGAGACUGCGGACACAGUACAGGAGAUGACCAGAGACUGCGGACACAGUACAGGAGAUGACCGGAGACUGCGGACACAGUAUAGGAGAUGACCAGAGACUGCAGACAGUACAGGAGAUGACCAGAGACUGCGGACACAGUACAGGAGAUGACCAGAGACUGCGGACAGUACAGGAGAUGACCAGAGACUGCAGACAGUACAGGAGAUGACCAGAGACUGCGGACA